ACUAGUUAGUUGCAAGUUAAGUCCAUGUUAGUCGACAUUCAUUUAGUUUACUUCAAACGCGAUGUGGUCUUCGGUGUUCGUAUAUUUGGUCUUGUGUGGAUUCUUGCUGGCGUAUCAACUUUCAGAAAUUGAAUUAACUGGAAAAAAGAUAUACGAUGAGCUAACUGAAGAAGAUAAUGUAAGAAAGCCCCAACUUAGUAAGAUAGUCGGAGGGCGGGACGCAACCUGUGAGGAGUUCCCUCACCAAGUUAACUUUAUUGUGAACAACUCUUUCUUCUGUGGGGGCUUCAUUAUACAUGAACGAUUUAUUCUAACAGCUGCACAUUGUGCACAAGAUGUCGAUCCAUCCACUGUCGUACUAAGAACAGGGAGUUCUUACCGAAAGAACGGUACAAUAGUACCGAUAGAAGAAGUUAUACCACAUCCAGAAUAUAAUGAUCCCCCACUCGAUAAAGAUAUAGCUGUAUUCAAGACAGCUACGCCUAUUGAGUUUAAUGCGUGCACUCAGCCUAUAAAAUUACCAAUGAGGGGAUUUUCACCACUGGCGCGAUCAGAAAUGGCCGUCAGUGGUUGGGGACGAACCAGGGAAGGGGCAUCAAAGCUACCAGAUAGGCUGAUGGCAGUCAAUCUAACCGUUGUUGAUCGUAGGCUGUGUACCCUAGCUUAUGCGGGAACGUUUACAAACAACAUGUUCUGCGCUGGAAACUUCUAUUUUGGAGGGAAAAGCGCUUGUCAGGGUGAUUCGGGUGGGGUUGGUGCUGUGGAUGGUGUGGCCAGAGGGGUCGUGUCGUACGGUCGGUUAUGCGGCCAGCCGUUAGCGCCGACAGUCUUCGCUAACAUAGCCUCACCGGAGCUGCGAGAUUUCAUCACCAGCGUUACAGGAUUAUAACAAUAAAAUUGAUAAGGAUUCUG
Molecule: messenger RNA, 912 nt
Organism: Papilio polytes (common Mormon)
Lineage: Eukaryota; Metazoa; Arthropoda; Insecta; Lepidoptera; Papilionidae
Product: trypsin-like
Exons: 5
Coding region: 62-889 (275 amino acids)
Biological process (GO): proteolysis
Molecular function (GO): serine-type endopeptidase activity
Source: RefSeq, a predicted model, not a curated record